Daktulosphaira vitifoliae (grape phylloxera) is the source of this 1531-nucleotide messenger RNA. Its product is annotated as aminomethyltransferase, mitochondrial-like. Lineage: Eukaryota; Metazoa; Arthropoda; Insecta; Hemiptera; Phylloxeridae. Gene Ontology annotation, biological process: glycine catabolic process. Bases 130 to 1344 code for a protein of 404 amino acids. Gene Ontology annotation, molecular function: aminomethyltransferase activity; protein binding. The transcript has 6 exons. The record is from RefSeq and is a predicted model, not a curated record. Gene Ontology annotation, cellular component: mitochondrion.
AUAACUACUUUAGUGGUAACCAUACAAUAUUAGUUCUAGUUUAAUUUGAUGCUAUUGAUGAAUACAUGAAUAAAGAACAAUUUUUUUUAUUAUACUAAUUUAAUUGUUCUAAACAAUAUUUAAGUAAUAAUGAUAAAACAACGACUGAAAAAAUGGACAUCUAUAAUUAAUACACAAUUGAUAUUAAAACGAUCAUUUGUAGAUACACUAAGAAAAACUAGUUUAUAUGAUUUUCAUGUAAGUAAUGGAGGCAAAAUGGUACCAUUUGCCUCUUAUUAUAUGCCUAUUUCCUAUUCUGAUUCUAUAACAUCAUCACACUUGCACACUCGGAAAUCAUGUUCAUUAUUUGAUGUUUCACAUAUGUUACAAACUAAAAUAUAUGGAAAAAACAAAGAGCAAUUUAUAGAAGAAAUGUGUGUUGCAGAUAUUCAAGGAUUAAAAAAAGGAACAAGUGUUUUAAGUUUAUUUGUGAAUGAUCAUACUGGAUGUAUACUUGAUGAUUUAAUUAUUACUAAAACAGAAGAAAAUUAUAUAUUCAUGGUUACAAAUGCGGGUUGCAAAGAAAGCGACAUGAAAAUGAUAUUAGAGAAAUUAGCUGACUUUAAAUCAAAAGGGAAAGACGUGACUAUUGAAUUUUUGGACAGCAAUGAUCAGUCUUUGUUAGCAUUACAAGGACCAAAAUCAAUGAAUGUUCUUCAACAAUUAGUUACUGUUGAUCUGUCUAAAUUAUACUUUAUGAAUAGUGUGAUUGCAACAGUUUGUGGUGUUCCCAACUGUCGCAUUAACCGUUGUGGGUAUACAGGAGAAGACGGCUUUGAAAUAUCUGUACCUUCUGAUAGGGCAACAAUGAUAUCUGAGAAACUCCUAAUUAAUAAUAGUGUUAAACUAGCUGGACUUGGAGCUAGAGACACAUUGAGAUUAGAAGCUGGAAUGUGUUUAUAUGGAUCUGACAUUGAUAGUACCACUACUCCAGUAGAAGCUGCAUUAGUGUGGACAAUAAGUAAAAAAAGAAGAGAUGAAAGAAAUUUUCCAGGUUCUUCUAUUAUAUUAAAACAAAUAAGUGAAGGCGUAAAUCGUAAGCGGGUGGGCUUAGUUCAAAAAUCUUCAGGUGCACCAGUGAGGAGUGGAGCAAUUAUUUUUGAUACUAAUGGAAAUAAAAUAGGAGCAGUAACUAGUGGAUGCCCUUCUCCCUCAUUGCAACAAAACAUCGCCAUGGGUUAUUUAAAUAACAAAUUUGCAAAAAUUGGUACUGAGGUUAAAUCACAAAUCAGAGGCCAACAAGUAUCAAUGACUGUAACAAAAAUACCAUUUGUUAAUGUAAACUAUUACUCUCAAUCAAAGUAAUGUUUUUUUUUUUUUAAUGUAAUUUAUUAAAGGAAAAACUUUACAAUUAGACAAUUGUUAACAAAAUAUUUGUAAAAAAUAGAAUAACAAUGUUAAAUUUUAAAGGUGCAACUAUUUUUUUAAAAAGUGCAUAAUUAUUUUGUAUUAAUAUUGUUAGUUGCUAUUUAAAUAUAAUAUUUGUAAUUAA